AGUAUAAUAGAGCAAGUAAACUGAUAUUAAUACGAAAGUCCUGUGACAGGCCGUGAGUCCGUUAAGUCCCGAGGUGGUGUGAAAAUGCUGAUAUGAUCGUUGAGAGGAUAAGACCCAGGCAGAAGAAAAAUUAAAAGGGAUCAGCCUACUAGAGGAGGUGGGAUUUCAGAAAGGCUUUGAAGAUGAGGGAGCUGAGGACUGGCAGAUUUAAAGGGAGAAGGAGUUCUGGACAGGAGGAAGAACGUCUCCUGGAUGUUUUCCCUUGAAAUGUCAAGCACAAUGAAGUUAGUAUUGACCUUCAUUUUUUCUGGAACUCUAACCGUCUGUGGCGGAAAUACAACAAAUAGUUUGUUACCUAGGUUACUGCUGGUCUCUUUUGAUGGUUUUCGGGCUGACUAUCUGCACAACUAUGAAUUUCCCCAUCUCCAGAAGUUUAUUGAAGAGGGUGUCUUAGUAGAACAAAUAGAAAAUGUUUUUAUUACAAAAACCUUUCCAAACCACUACAGUAUAGUGACAGGCCUGUAUGAAGAAAGCCACGGCAUUGUGGCUAAUGCAAUGUAUGAUGCAGCAACAAAGAAGUAUUUUUCAGAGCACAAUGACAAAGAGUCCUUUUGGUGGAAUGAAGCAACACCUAUUUGGGUGACCAAUGAACUUCAGGCAAACAGAACAAGCGCUGCUGCCAUGUGGCCUGGAACCGACGUAAAAAUUCACAAUACGACUCCUUCAUACUUUAUGAAUUAUAGUUCUUCGGUAACGUUUGAUGAAAGGUUAGGCAAUAUUACCCACUGGCUGACCAGCUCUGACCCUCCAGUCACCUUUGCAACCCUUUACUGGGAAGAGCCAGAUGCCAGCGGGCAUAAAUACGGCCCCGAAGGGACAGAGCAAAUGCGUGCGGUGUUGAAAGAAGUGGAUAACCACGUCGGCAACCUCGUCCAAAAACUCAAGGCACUAGGACUGUGGGAAAGUCUUAAUGUAAUCAUCACGAGUGAUCAUGGGAUGGCUCAGUGUUCCCAGGAUAGACUGAUAAACUUGGAUACCUGCAUCAGUCGGGGGAACUACACGUUAGUAGACUCGACUCCAGUUGCUGCGAUACUACCUAAAGGAAAUAAAACUUAUGUUUACAACUUGCUGAAAAACUGCAGCCUAAACAUGAAAGUCUAUCUCAAAGAGGACAUUCCGAAAAGAUUUCACUAUCAACAUAAUGACCGCAUUCAACCCAUUAUUCUGGUGGCCGAUGAAGGCUGGACGAUUGUACAGAAUGAUUCACUUAAAAAAUUAGGUGACCAUGGUUAUGACAAUACUCUGCCCAGCAUGCAUCCCUUUCUGGCCGCUCACGGUCCUGCCUUUCACAGAGGCUACAGACAGAGGUCAAUCAACACUGUCGAUAUUUAUCCGAUGAUGUGCCAUAUCCUAGGAUUAAAGCCACAACCCAGUAAUGGAACUUUCGGGAACACCAAGUGUCUGCUUGCGGAUCAGUGGUGCAUCAAUCUUCCGGAAGCUAUUGGAAUAGUUAUUGGUGUCCUCUUGUUGCUAACUACUCUGACCUGUCUUAUGAUCAUCAUGAAAAACAAGAUGGGAUCACCCCGUCCGUUUUCCCGACUUCAGCUACAAGAUGACGAUGAUGAUCCCUUAAUUGGAUAGCAGAGGUGGUGUGUCAACAUCAUUUGAAGGAUAGGAGCGUCUCGAAGCACACGUGUGGAAUCGACAUCAGCCAUGGACUAACACUGCACAGAAUUAUGCCCGUCAUGAAUUUUAGUAGACAGAACCUCUGCCAGACUUUGUGGAUGAAUCUUUUGUGUAUUCACGAUUAGAGGAUCUCUGGACCACAGUAAGAUUCAUCACAUAACAUCCGGUGAGGUAAAGGAUCCGUUUCUACAACUGGAGGUCAUUUUUGUAAAUUACUCAAUGCUACAAUACUUUGGCAGUCGAGGCACAGCAUGUACUAAUAUGGAAAAUAGUAUUACAACUUUACUAGUACUGGAAAUGAACCCAGUGAAUUGUGGAGCCUAGUGAAUUUGGAAAAAUAUUAACACUUUAGUUUCUUGUGAAAUUUAAUAUAUUUUAAAAUAAAUCUAUGUUUUUGCAAUUCUUGCACACUUAUGUACGUAUCAGGGAGAAAAGGCUUCUGCACUUUUGCAUUUAUUUGAAAAUGGAGACACUGAAUUCUUAUCUGAAAUAUACUGAUAAAUAAAUCAGGCAGACAAUAAGAGAGCCUGUAGGGAAAAGAAUGGUUGGACAGGAUGACCUCAGAUUUGAGAUUCGGUAAUUGGGCUAUUUAUUUAAAGUCAGUGUUUGUCCAACCUUCUUUGAGUAAUAGGACUUGAAAUUCAUUGUUAGCUUCUUUGUCUUCUAAAGGUCAGUCCUUUCAAAUACAGGUUGUUCCUUAUUUCUUAUCAGUCUCACGGACACUCUUUGGAAGAGACAUUUUCUAUCCUUAAAUACAUUUUCAACUGACUGUGUCAAAGGCCUAAAUUUUGUCACUCUUAGCAGAGGGAGCAAAGUAAGAGCUAAUCACGUUUGGGCUCCCUUCAGAUUCUUUUAGUUUUGUUUCUCCACUUAUUUGCAGAUUUAAACUUACAGCUAUUUUGGAGCAACUUAAAAUGGGGUACCCCGAUGUCAAAGAAAAGUGAUUUCAAUAUCAGUCCAUUUGAAAAAUCAGCAUUGGAGUAAUACAUUGGAACAUUUGGUACAACUGAGAAUGUAACUUUUUAGAUUACUGUAUUUAUCCCCAAGCCACCUGCCAUGUAUAAACCACCAUAUCUAAUUUUAAAUGAAUUUAGCCUGGUUUUCUCUCAGUGUUUGAGGGCCCAAGGGACACUUGAAUCUACUUCUGAUAUAGGUUACUCUGGUAGGGAGAAAGGAAGUCAUCUUUAUUUGAAAGCACAUUAGGUGACUGAAUUUUUAAGUAUUACUUUGGAAAUGCGAUAUUAAGGGGCGAGACCUAUAUCCGAAAAAACUAACAACCUCGAGAACCUCAAAGUGGAGCCUUUUGUUAGAUAAUCCUGCCUUUUUACUAGCCCCGCUUUUUGUUUCUGAGUUGCUCUUCAAAUCCAGGUGUAGAGGAUAAUUAAUAAUUGCUAAAAUAGUUGAUAGACAAAAUCUUGCUUUGGAAUGGAUUGAUUAGGACUAAAAAUACACAAUUUAAAUACAAAAUGUUUGGAGAAUAUUUUUAGGGGCUAGUUUAUGGUGGAAGGAUUAAAUAUUGCAUUUUUACAUACUUUGUUACAUGCAGAAAAUGUUUAAAGCUAAGGUAGUCAGUGUUCACGCAGGUACGAAUUGUGAUCAAGUGGGCUGAGGGGAAGGUAAAAUCAAUCCUCCUUAAACCAAGUCCCAGGAAGUUCUGGUGGUAAAUUAGUAGCCUUAUUAAUUUUUAAGGGUAAUAUAGUAUUGCCACGACUGCUCUCUCAUUAAAGUUCAGUAAAUGCACAUUUCAGAAGAAGACCUUGCCAGGUGGAAAUAAACCUACAGUUGAGGGCCUAUUAAGGGAGUGGAAGAAAAGUGUGGUAAUAACCGUAUCUCUUCCUCUUCUAGAAAACACAUUUAUUUCUCUGUGCUCUGGCUCUCUAUAAAAUGUUUCUUAAAAACCUCACCCCAAGGAUUCCAUACAUGUUUAACUUUUCAUGUAAGUGAAAUUGUAAACAAAUUUAAUUAGGUCAAAUUUAAUCUGAGGUUAUUGUAGCAAGGAUAUUUUGUGAAUACAACAGUUAAUGAAGGCCAAGGAAAUGUAUUUAUCUAAAGGAAUUGCACUUAAUGACUUUUUCGAAAGGGUCUAUAUUUUGUUCAACUGUAGCCUGAAACCCUCUGGAAACCACUGAAUAGAUUAAUUCUAAAAGAUUAGACAUGAGAAAAUUAUAUUGUUACAAGUAGGUUUUGUAUUUAAAAUACAAGGUGAUAACAAAAUUGAAUUCUUUUGGCUAAUGGAAGGAAAAUACUGGUAUCAAAGUAAACAUUGCCAGUUAUAGGAAGUAAGAAUCUGCUUGUUUUUGGCUAAUCACACCUUAAAUUAUGGCAUCAUUUCUGGUAAUGUACAAAGCAACAGUUAUAGUACCACUAGUUAUUAAAAAUGGUGUUAUUAAUAGAAUUUAACACCUUUAAAGUGCUAAAGCCCAUAUAUUACAUAUUGUAUAUGUUGAAUCAGUGUGCUAGAAAUCCACUAGACUAUCUGUUUGGAUUCUCAGCUUUUUGGAACAAUGAAGGUUUGAGGAUUUUUCCCAAGAUCGAGUAACUUCCUGCACUGGGAGGGCUCUGCGGAGGGUUAAACUUUCAUGAAAGUACAGGUGAUAGUCUUUAAUAAAGGGGCAAUCUGUAUUCACUAAUGUGAGCGAAGUAAAUGGAGCCCGAUGUUUGUUGAAAAUGAGUGCCUUAUUACAUUUAUAUUUUGACUAUUGUUUGUGGUCCGUGUGGAAAGCUUUUGCUUAGAGAAAAAUAAAGUUAUAUUAUUACCCAAA
Messenger RNA from Ornithorhynchus anatinus (platypus), 4448 nucleotides. RefSeq names its product ectonucleotide pyrophosphatase/phosphodiesterase 4 (gene ENPP4). The coding region runs from base 253 to 1641 and encodes 462 amino acids. Lineage: Eukaryota; Metazoa; Chordata; Mammalia; Monotremata; Ornithorhynchidae. The transcript is spliced from 4 exons. The record is from RefSeq and is a predicted model, not a curated record.